AUGAUCGGUCGCAUCUACAAGAUUUCCAACGCUGAUGAUUCAAUAGUAUAUAUUGGGAGUACUGUAAAACCAUUAUGGCAACGAUUUUCGGAGCACAAAUGUAAAUUUAGGCGUUGGAUUAAUGGUGUAGAUAUUAGCAAAACAGCUAUUUACUACCAUUUCCGAGAGCAUGGUGUUGAGAACUUUACAAUUUCACUGAUUAGUGAGCAUGAAAUACCAAAUCGAAAAAGUCUGUUGUCUUUUGAACAGCUUGCAAUUGACUCAACUCAAGGUGUUAUUAAUAAGCAAGCGGCACUUAGAACAAAGGAAGAGAUUCAAGAUCAUAGCGCAGAGCGUAUUGAUUGUGGAUGUCGGGUUUCAUAUCGAAGUUCAAACCGAUCACAACACUGUCGAUCGCGUAAGCAUCAGCAGUUUACUCAAAUGUGA
Phytophthora sojae is the source of this 426-nucleotide messenger RNA. RefSeq lists its product as hypothetical. The record is from RefSeq and is a predicted model, not a curated record. Lineage: Eukaryota; Oomycota; Peronosporomycetes; Peronosporales; Peronosporaceae. The coding region runs from base 1 to 426 and encodes 141 amino acids. The transcript has a single exon.